Molecule: messenger RNA, 446 nt
Organism: Piliocolobus tephrosceles (Ugandan red Colobus)
Lineage: Eukaryota; Metazoa; Chordata; Mammalia; Primates; Cercopithecidae
Product: A-kinase anchor protein 14
Exons: 3
Cellular component (GO): cAMP-dependent protein kinase complex
Molecular function (GO): protein kinase A regulatory subunit binding
Source: RefSeq, a predicted model, not a curated record
AAGUGUGUUUCUAAAAAAUGCUGGGCACACGGCGUAGAGUUUAUAGAGAGGAAAGACUUAAUUCACAGCUUCCUAUACAUCUACUAUGUACACUGGAGUAUCUCAACUGCUGGGCUACCUGUAGCACAAAUCUCUGCUGGUACCUACUUCACCAUGAAGGUCUCCAAAACCAAACCGCCGGAUGCACCCAUUGGUGUUUUUUAUGUAGGUGACCACCAAGCAUUAGUUCACAGACCAGGAAUGGUUCGCUUUCGAGAAAACUGGCAGAAGAAUCUUACUGAUGCCAAACACAGUUUCAUGGAGUCGUUCUCCUUCUUAUUCAAUCGUGACUGAUUCUUACAGGAUGUCUUAGGAUUGUUUUUCUCAUCAGGAUAUAUUAAAAAUACAAUACAGCACAUCAAACCACAGAAUAUUUAUUGAGUAAUAAACUUGUGGCACACAAUCCA